GGGGGUUGGGGGUUAUGGGUUAGGGUGUGUGUGAAGGGACUAUAUUAGAUCUUGUUUGCCGCAAUGUCUUCCCUGCGCCAAGCCCUAUAGUUUCAGUAUAAUUUUUUUUUUUUUAUUUUUCUAUGAUUUUUCCCCCCUGUAUCUUCCUAAUUUUAUUAUAUUUCCUAUCUUAAUUCACCAAUAAUUCUGAUCUAUCUAUCCUUAGGGCCUCCUUCUUUAUAUGUGUAGUUUGAUAGGGUUAGAAAGGUGUGGAUCCAUCAAAUCUUAAAAUUAGGGUUUCCCACCUUUUUUUUUCAAUCGCGCCAGUUCCCCAAUCUAUACACACAUCUAUAUCAUCUAUACAUACAUAUAAUUUCUUUCUAUAUUUAUCAUUCUGAUUUGUAGAUCUUUUCAAUUUUUUUGUUUGAUCAUUUGGGGACUUUUUUUUUUUUCUGUGAUCAAUUUUCGAUUCGGCGCUGGGUUGGGUUUCUCGUAGAUAUAAAUUUUUAUUUUUUUUUAAUUAGAAUAUUUGGGAGUAAUGGAUAAGAAGAAAGUUGUGGCACCGCUUGUUUGUCAUGGGCAUUCUCGUCCUGUUGUUGAUCUGUUUUAUAGUCCAAUCACUCCUGAUGGAUUUUUCCUCAUCAGUGCCAGCAAGGAUUCUACACCGAUGCUGAGAAAUGGAGAAACUGGAGAUUGGAUUGGAACAUUUGAAGGGCAUAAAGGAGCAGUGUGGAGUUGUUGUCUGGAUAAGAAUGCUCUUCGUGCUGCAUCUGCAUCUGCCGAUUUCAGCGCGAAAUUAUGGGAUGCAUUAACUGGGGAUGUUUUGCACUCAUUUGACCACAAGCACAUAGUUCGAGCCUGUGCCUUUUCAGAGGAUACAAAUCUGCUGCUCACCGGUGGUUUUGAAAAAAUUCUUCGGAUAUUUGAUUUAAACCGACCAGAUGCACCUCCAAGGGAAAUUGACAGCUCUCCUGGUUCAAUUAGGACAGUUGCUUGGCUGCACAGUGAUCAAACUAUAUUGAGUUCCUCUGGAGAUGCUGGUGGAUUGAGGUUAUGGGACGUGAGGAGUGGCAAAGUUGUUCAAAUCCUUGAAACUAAGUUUCCUGUAACCAGUGCUGAAGUAAGUCAAGAUGGUCGUUACAUAACAACUGCUGAUGGUUCCUCUGUCAAGUUUUGGGAUGCUAACCACUUUGGAUUGGUGAAGAGCCAUGACUUGCCUUGCAAAGUUGAAUCUGCUUCCCUGGAACCAAAGUUCGGUAAUAGGUUCAUUGCUGGAGGAGAAGAUAUGUGGGUUCAUGUCUUUGAUUUUCACACUGGAGAGGAAAUUGGUUGCAACAAGGGACACCAUGGUCCUGUCCACUGUUUGCGGUUCUCCCCAGGGGGUGAAUCCUAUGCCUCAGGAUCUGAAGAUGGGACUAUUAGAAUAUGGCAGCUGGGCCCUCUUGGUCAGAUUGAGGACAACGGGUCUACUACUGCAAAUGCCAGUGGUGAUGGUAUGGGUGAGGUGACCCAAAAGAUUGACGAGUUGGCUGUUUCAGAAACAAAGAAGACUGAAGGGACACAUGUUGAUGGUGUGGAGAAGCAUUGAUUCAAAGUGCCGGAAUGCAGAAUUCGACAAUGAGGCAUAGUAAAUCACAGAAUAAUGCCAAUAAAUUCGUGCGAGAUUGAUGACCAGCAUCUAACUCUCAGUACAUUUUCGCCUAUGAUCAGCAAUUGGAGCUUCUUGAAUUUAUAUUUUCCGCGUAGGGUCUUUACAGUAUAGUUCAUGUACUUUAGUUUCUUAAAAAAAUUUCGCAGUUUGUUGUUAUAAAAUUAUAACGGGGAGAUGACUCACCUUUUAUUUGAGACGAUAAUUUCGUAAUUGUGUAAAAAAUUAUCAUGAUUUUAAGUAAUAUCUAUAGGCAGAUAUCACUAAUUUAAUCCCUCUGACCAAAAUGGACACCUAAAGUUUGGUGGUUGGUUAGAUUG
This is a messenger RNA of Capsicum annuum, 1947 nucleotides long. Its product is annotated as serine-threonine kinase receptor-associated protein. The coding region runs from base 518 to 1567 and encodes 349 amino acids. The transcript has 8 exons. The record is from RefSeq and is a predicted model, not a curated record. Gene Ontology annotation, biological process: spliceosomal snRNP assembly. Gene Ontology annotation, cellular component: SMN complex. Lineage: Eukaryota; Viridiplantae; Streptophyta; Magnoliopsida; Solanales; Solanaceae. Gene Ontology annotation, molecular function: RNA binding; protein binding.